Messenger RNA from Closterium sp. NIES-65, 546 nucleotides. NCBI's taxonomy places the organism in Eukaryota, Viridiplantae, Streptophyta, Zygnematophyceae, Desmidiales, Closteriaceae. The record is from the annotation of a GenBank genome assembly.
AUGAUGGCACCAUCGCCGGACGUGAAGGUGCCCGACGAUCGCCUGGGCGUCGCGGCGGAGCUCAUUGCGGGGCCGGGCACGGACGUGCGAGGGCUGUUCGUAUACGCCAGUACCACGGGCACCAUGACCAUCGCCCCCGGCGACCCCGUGGGGCUGCUGGUCACAGGUGGGGCUGCUGGUCACAGGUGGGGCUACUGGUCACAUGUGGGGCUGCUGGUCACAGGUGGGACUGCUGGUCACAGGUGGGGCUGCUGGUCACAGGCGAGGCUGCCGGUCCUGGUGCCUGGUGCUGGCGUGACAGCGCUGGUGCCGGUGCUGGUGCGGGUGACUGGUUUCGGUGCUGGUGCUGCAGUGUCAGUGCGGCGCGCGGGGGCGCAAACCGCCAUUCCUAGUGUUGGCGCCACCGUCAUUGCGAAGGUGGGUGGGGGAGGGGGGAGACCCAUCGGGGAACAGGGAGGUGGGAUGGCGCUGCUGGUGGCGCAUGAGGUGCUGAGGAGGAAGAGAUGGGAGAGGUGUCGUGCCUGUGGGAGGCGGGUACAAGAGUGA